This is a messenger RNA of Phanerochaete carnosa HHB-10118-sp, 1637 nucleotides long. RefSeq lists its product as uncharacterized. The record is from RefSeq and is a predicted model, not a curated record. Gene Ontology annotation, biological process: intracellular transport. The coding region runs from base 838 to 1317 and encodes 159 amino acids. NCBI's taxonomy places the organism in Eukaryota, Fungi, Basidiomycota, Agaricomycetes, Polyporales, Phanerochaetaceae. The transcript has 10 exons.
CCCCGACUAUAACAUCACGGGCUGGACUCGACCGCGACUAUGUUCCAGCUGUACGACCUCACUAUCGUAUAUUGUGCGAUCGCCACAGUGUCUGCGGCUGUGGGAUAUCGAUACACGCGGCGGCGUUCGGACAGAUCCAGGGGCUUCACCCGACCAUUUGAGUUGCGUCUGUCGUCGUAUUCGUUGCCGAAGCGGCGGAACAGCGAUGCAAGCCAGCUCUCAUCAGAUGUGUCGGUGGCCAUCGAGACCGACAGUUCCGACGGCUCGUCCGUCGACAGCUUGACACAUGCUGUUUGCGAGUCGACAAGCGACGUUACAGAGCCUGGGUCCCUGAAAAGAAAACUUAGGGAAGAAGAAGAAUCCAAUGCCUCAGAGUCUCUGCUCAGCGAGACGAUUCUAAACUCACCGUCCGAGCCGCCGCGGAAGCGGUGUCGGACCCCGUCCGAUGGGAGGCAGGAUCCAAACCAAGACGCCAGCCACGACCAACUGGUGUGCCAGACGAUCGCAUUGUCACCGCCUACAUGCUCCGAUGGUGAGCCUGAAGCCAUGAAUAGCGAUUCUCCCGCUUCCCCGAUCACAUCGCCAGUCUCGACUGCCAGACCCGCUGCCAUACCCUCGUCAUUCACCGUUCCAGCGUGCAAGCCGUCAUCCGCCUUUUCCGCCUUCGCAGGCGCCUCAUCCGCGUUCUCAGUAUCCACACAGAUCGUCCAGACGCCGGCAUGGUGCCGCGCUAGUACUGGGCCCGCGGUCGCGGAGUCGACGGAGAAUCCGCUAGUCCCAUCCAACGCGAAUUCAUGUGAUAGCAUCACGGAAAGUGGAGACCCGGUCGAAGUCUGGAUGCCCCAAACCGUGGUCGAACUCGCGGAGAGUUCGCCGGCGGAUGAUCCACUCGCCGCUCCCGCGUGGACGAAGAGCACUCACGUGGCUUUUACCGGAGAAGAGGAUGAAGACGUCAAAGCGGAGCUCAAGGGUGCAAAGCUUUUCAUCAAGCGCGGCAACGGCGAGUUUUCGACAGGCAUGAUAGGGCAUAUCAAGCUCUUGUCACACAAGACAGAGAAGUCGGAACGCCUUGUGUUCCGGCGCGAGCCCGUGUGGAAGGUGUCCAUGAGCGUAGGGCUGUGCCCUACGGUCAGGUGCUCCUUUAGUGACGACCAGAGUGUCUUGCGGGUAGCUCUGAAGGAGGUAGUCUUGUCAGACGGAGAAGCAGCUGUUCAACAGCAGGUCGUGCUGUACGCGUUGAAGAGAGGCCGGGUGCCUCGCGACGAAUUCGCUGCUUUCGCUCAGGAAGUGAUGUGCCGCUCGCAGCUACCCACGUAGGACUAUUCGCCAAAAAUUCCUCUUUGUGCACUUGGCGAGCAUGACCGCCAACCCCCAAGCGGGGAGUGGAUACCGCGACGUGUCUGGUAUAGAGCCAAAUCAUCCCUUUAGUAAUUGGAAUGCAAAGCAUCCGAACUAAUUCGGGAGACUAGAGCAGAUGAUAGAUGCAUUGCUUCUUGUCGCACGGAGAUGGCAGGUUCCGGAACCUGUAAUACUCCACUUAGUCGAGUCUAUACCCCACCAUGUACCUAGUAGCGUUGUAUCCCCUAUGUAUCAAUAUGUACUCUUUCGACAAACGACCUAUGCCUUUCCCGCCUUUC